GGACGCCGAACGGAUGAGGUGAAUGGUUUGUUAGACGAGCAGUUCAAGGUCAUCGAUGACAUCUUCAACAACCUUGUUGCGAAAACUGGCUUACCUCUACAGCAAAUAUCUCACGCAUAUCACAAGGCUCGUGGUCGGAUUCAUUCCGCCUUCAAUCAUUGGAAUGUAUAUGGGCACUACUUGAAGGUGAAUCGAACACAGGAACUACGGAGGCUCGGCAAGGAUGUUGGCACUGAUAACGCCCAAAUUACAUCAACAAUCCGAGGUGAAUGCUAUAAGGUGUUCCAACUUGCUUACCCAGAUACAUGGCAAGACAUCCUCGAGGUGUUUGAGGAGGCUGAGAUG
Suillus discolor is the source of this 345-nucleotide messenger RNA. RefSeq lists its product as uncharacterized. The record is from RefSeq and is a predicted model, not a curated record. NCBI's taxonomy places the organism in Eukaryota, Fungi, Basidiomycota, Agaricomycetes, Boletales, Suillaceae. The annotation marks the transcript as partial. The transcript has a single exon.